Molecule: messenger RNA, 3790 nt
Organism: Dermacentor albipictus
Lineage: Eukaryota; Metazoa; Arthropoda; Arachnida; Ixodida; Ixodidae
Product: amine sulfotransferase-like
Biological process (GO): sulfation
Cellular component (GO): cytoplasm
Molecular function (GO): sulfotransferase activity
Source: RefSeq, a predicted model, not a curated record
AGUUUUAGCUUUGUGUUUAAUACCAGAAAAAAAACUGCAGGUGGCUUGCUCGCUCAGCUGCUAAAGAUGAAAGCGCGCUUCUUUGUAAGUUAGUUUAACUGUUGCUUUUUCUUUUUCUUUUUUUUGCACAUGUACGUUGAUUCCACCGAAACAUACACGUGCUACAUAGAACAACGUUUGGGUGAACCCAGCGCCCUGUGCUCUGUAUUCGUGCAAGACACACAAAUGGCUGCCGUUAGAAAGAGAAAUAUGAAUAUCGACAGGCCCCGGUGUUCCAUUUGUCCUGCAUUGUGGCGAGCAUAUUCAUUUACAUUCUUUCGUGCCCUACUCCUAGAGCUUAUUUCGAAGUAUGUGUAGUGACCGUGCAAAUUGGAUCCUCCGUUUACCGUAGACUUGACGCACUGUUUCUAACCUGAUGCGAUGUGGUGCCCCGUAAUAUUCAGCGUCAUGAAUUCAUAAUGUCUUGUCCAUCUGCGUGCGAGAUCGUGCACUGUCAAGCAGGACAUUUUUUUUAUAUUUUUCGUUAUCGUACUCUUGCUUUGUCAUGAUGUACAAGAAAUGAUUAAAUAUUUACAGGGUUUUUAUAACGGUGUGAUAACCAUCCAUAAAGGACACAUUCUACAUGUCCCGGCCUGGUGCAUGUCGGGAAUGACAGCAUUCUGGCACGCGACAGUUCUCGAUGGAUAUGGACUGGAGUGCCUAAAGGGAGCCACAUGGCUGGACAAGCCUCGAGCAGAAAGCAUUUAUUUUUCCCGCCGAAACGUUAAGUGCAUAAAAGCACGCCUUUCCGGAAAUAGUAUCGACUGCGUUGAGCAGCUGUCUCCACCAGAUACAGAUGGCACUGAGUUACCCCACCUAAUAAUUCCCGUGGGACAACUACUAGCCCCAGGCUAGGCCGCACUAAUGUGCCCGUUCGUUACGAAGGGUAAUGGGCAUUGCACCCACCCCUUACAGCAUCAUCAUCAUCAUCAUCCGCCAUUCGAGGGCCCGUAGGUUUUUAUCGAAUUUUCAUUGCCAUCCUACACAAGCAUUGGUUCGCUUUUUAAUUGUCACUGCACACAAAACAACGAAAUGCCGUAGUUUUUUUUCUUACCCAUCAGGAGCAAAAUAACACCAUGGCCUUAACUACAAGCAAGAAAAUGGCUGCAACCCGCCCGAAACCGUACUACCAGGUCAUCGACGGGGUACCCAGGUGCCCUUUCAUGACCCCAGAGUCCCUCAGGCAGGGCCUCGACUUCGUCGCUCGCAAGGGUGACCUGCUACAGGUUUCGUACCCUAGAAGCGGCACGCACUGGGUGCAGUACAUCACACAGUUGAUCCUCAAGGAGGGCGAACCAGUCGACACGUACGAGCAGUUCAUGGAGGGCGCCGUGUUCAUCGAGUACUUCCUGGGUGCCCCCGACUGCAAGCAGAGCACCCCGAUGCGCACCCUGUGCACGCAUCUGCCAUUGAGCAAGGACAAGCUGAACCCAGAGGCCAAGUACAUAUACGUGGCUCGCAACCCGUGGGACGUCUGCGUGUCACUAUACCAUCACGAGAACAACUUGAGCGUCUUUCGCUUCGAAGAUGGCACAUUCGACGAUUUCCUAGAAGUUUUCUUGACAGGCGAACUCGGAUACGGUUUCUACUUCGAUCACGUGACCGCCGGAUACGCUUUGAAGGACGAGCCGAACGUGUUCUUCGUGACGUACGAGGAACUGACGAGGGACACGCGGCGUACUGUGAUUCGGUUGGCUCGCUUCAUCGGUGAGUGCUUCGGUGCAAUGCUGGAGGAAGAGGGCGAAGAAAGGCUGAGCCUAAUCCUGCAGAGGAGCAGCGCGAGGAGCAUGAAAGACAUUAUGAUAUUCAACCUGAGCGAAAACGCCGACCCGGGAAUGCAGGAGCGCUUGGACAAGCUCAACCCGUCAUCCAAGGCGGCGCACGAGGGCGACUCGAAGCUCCACGAAGUGCUCAGGCAGGCCAAGGUUGGAGGGUGGAGAGAGUACUUCUCGCCCGAGCAGCUGCGACGCAUGGAAGCCACAAUUGAGGAAACGACGCGAGGAUCUGACGUCAUGGAACUGUGGAGUGACAUGCGACGGGAAGCGCUGAGUUUGUGCGAACAGUCUGGGUAGACUCGACACGCUCAGCCACGCCUUCCUUCACCGAGGGCAAAACCGGCUGUAACGGCAAACAAGACCGGGGACCGUUAUCGGCCUCUUUAGUAGGUCGUUAAAACCAUGUCUCUCUCUGUGUUUACGCGAUGCGGUGUCACUCAUGUGGAGGGUAUGCCGGCCUCAGGAUCGGCUAACAAAAAGGAGGAUGUAUUUAACGUGUAUCAGCCGUCAUUUGCUCGAAGCACGUGCACCAUCCUUUAUCAGCUUUCUUUUUUUCCUUCCUUUGGAAGGCAGAAUGGGUAUGGGCAUUUAUAGGAGGUACGGGGGUACUUUGCUUUCCUUACCCUGCUACCAAAGGACGGCGCAUGCAUUCAGUGGACUCAAUCAAAUUGACACGGGUCGUUUAUUACACAUCCGUGACAGUUCAAGCAGAACACCUAUUAAAGCUCGUAAGAAAACGACUGUCCCUUUCGACAGCGCGUUUUAUUGCUGUUAGCACGGGAGACCGGUUCGUCCUCCAGGUUGGCUUCGUGAUCCUGACUUUUUUUAAAAAGUAAGGGCCUGGACUCUAUAAGCUUUGAGUAGACUUGCCUGUUAUGUGGUUUGUGUCGUCCUCUUAUCGGCAUCGUAAACCAUCGUGCCCCUCUUUGUUUACCUCAGGAAAACCUCACUGCCUUUUCUAUCAUUAAACUUUUUUUUCUCUUUCUCUCUCUGACAAUACGAAGCAGAAUGAGAGAAACGUACCAACUGCGUACAACUGUUCUUUGUCCUUCAGCACUGCAAUUCGCGCUAGAGGAUCCGGAAUAAUGUUGCCGAUGUAGCCGACACGUAGAAAUGCGUCUGUUUCAAAGCAUUCUGUAUACAUGCCCGAAUGCGAAAAAAGAUUUUUCUUUAUCAAGAGAUAUAUGCUAAAGCUUUACGGCAGGAGCGCCCGAGAACUCCUUUGAACUCCUUCGACUUUUUCUCGAGGGAGGUGCACUCGGAGUCACGCGGUCACAUUUUCAUUAAAGGAGGCAGCGCCAUACAUGUGCGCACGCCGUCUGUUCUGAUAUCAGUAAAGGAGAUGAUUUUGCGUAUUUUUUUUAUUAUGACCUAUUCACGCCACAAGCUUGACCUGCAUGCAUUUAUUCGAGAUUCCGCUAGUUGCUUUACCGUGUGUUGCAGUUGUCUUUUUUCGCCAUUGUUUCUACACGAUAGCUGACCAAAUGUGCUAUAGCGUAAAGCAAUUUAAACCGUUUCUAUUCCGUAUCUGCGACCAGUCUUCCCCAAUUGGUCACAAAUUUUUCGGGCUAGCCCCACUUCGCCUGUCGAUCACGUGUCGUCGUUAAAACUUCCCAUGUGAUAUCGUGUGUGCACAUUGAUAUGAAUAAUUAGACAGAACAAAAGAAAAUUACAUAUUAUUGAUUCCCAACCUUUAUUUUUUUCAUUAGCCCACCACUAUUAGUAAAAGGUUUUCGCCUUUCUGUCACGCGAGGUCACAAAAUUUUGAAAACUGGCCACGUCAAAGUGACGUGCCGUAUUGAAGAUGCCUUAUUAUCCCGAAAAAAAUUAAAUUUGUUUUCAAGAUAGCCGGAGACUGCCCCAUUCCGAAAGAAAUAGAAGACCUUUCUAUAUAAGGCCUACCUAUCGCUCUGGGACUGGCUACUCGGAGCUGCCGGGGAAAAUGGAUUUAUUUCCGUAUAAUAAAAAAAUUUACG